Messenger RNA from Ictalurus furcatus (blue catfish), 765 nucleotides. RefSeq lists its product as uncharacterized. The coding region runs from base 182 to 628 and encodes 148 amino acids. The record is from RefSeq and is a predicted model, not a curated record. Gene Ontology annotation, biological process: negative regulation of mitotic cell cycle; negative regulation of cell population proliferation. NCBI's taxonomy places the organism in Eukaryota, Metazoa, Chordata, Actinopteri, Siluriformes, Ictaluridae. Gene Ontology annotation, cellular component: nucleus; cytoplasm. The transcript has 3 exons.
UUGUUGAUCCUAUUUUGGUCAGUGCUGUGGAAGUGAAGUGAAGUGAAGUUUGGUCGAAAGAAAGUCGAUUCAUUUUAGAUUUGGGUUUGAUGUAAUGUUCAGAUUGCGAUCGGAAAAGAGUCAGGAAGUCCAUGUGAAUUAUUUUUGACGAGUGUGGAGUAGCUUAUGAAAAUAUUUCACCAUGAAAGCCGAAGUGUCCACAGCUGUGAACUUUAUUACCACGUUACUGAGAAGAACAGGACUUCUGUCUGAAGAACAACUCCAACACUUCAGCCAUUCUCUGGAAGAGGCUUUAGGAGAGCAUUAUGAGGACCACUGGUUUCCUGACGCACCGUUUAGAGGUUCGGGAUAUCGCUGUAUCCGGAUCAAUCACAGGAUGGACCCGCUAGUAGGGAAGGCCGCUUACACCAUCGGCCUUAGCAGGAAGCAGCUUUUAUCCCUCUUACCCUGCGAGCUUACGAUGUGGGUCGACCCCUACGAAGUGUCCUAUCGUAUAGGGGAGGACGGGUCCAUUUGUGUACUGUAUGAGUCCGCACCGCCGUCGGAGACUCAUCUGAACUCUGUGGACAGCUGCAAAGAGAAACUGAGACUGGGUCACUCGAUGACUGUGAUGACUGUCUCCAGCUAAUGUCUCAUUUGUUUUACACUUUUUUUAAAAAUGAUUUUUGGAAAUUGGAUAUAUUUGGAUUCAAUACUUGAUUUUAAUGCCUGUACAAUUUUGUAAAUUUUAAUACAUUUCAAUUAAAGAUGAUGCUUCAGUUUUUU